Molecule: messenger RNA, 2732 nt
Organism: Vitrella brassicaformis
Lineage: Eukaryota; Vitrellaceae
Source: the annotation of a GenBank genome assembly
ACACGCUGUCGUUUGAGUCACGCUGUCGUUUGAGUCACUUUGUUGAUAAAUGACCACACACAUGCACUCACUAUAGUGUCUCUCUGUCUGCCUGUCUGUCCAGAAGGUAUACCUGCCGUACGCAGACGUACGUCUGGCAUGUCUGUCUACACUAUGUAGGUGGGGUGGGUGGCUACAGCUUGCGUCCCCACGCCACGGGACACCCCCACCAGCCCAGCCAGCCCCAGGCAUGACAUACGUACGUACAUCAAAUCACGCCUCCUGUUCCUGUUCGGCCUUGCCAUUGGUGGCCUCCUGCUCAGACCGACCCUUCUUCUUGGCCUUCUUCGGAUUAGCUGACGUCUGACACACACAAGUAGAUUAGAUAGAGAGGACCCGCCCGUGAGCUGUGCAUGGUGGGUGAUUCGUUGACGCAAUGGGUGCGUGGGUGCGUACAGCAAGGAUCUUCUUGAGGUCCUCAUCCUGCACUGUGAACUCCGACUGGAUCUGAGAAUCCUGGCCGAGCGCCAGACCUGCAAAACAUACAUGCGCACAGGCCCGCAAAGGUCGGUCGAGACCAUGAACUGCAUGUGCUGGCCUGCCUCGACACACCCAGCCACUGACCAGUAAUCUUCUUGGUUCCGCCUGGCAGGAGCAGCAGAGUGAAUUUAAACUGGGCAACGUACUCACCCUGAUCAAUGAAUGAUAGACAGAGAGACAGACAAAUGGCAUACGGCUGGCUGCAGGUAGGUGUGCGUGCUGCGAUAGCUCUCUCAUAUUGGUUUACUCACGGACCUGUUUCUCGCAGAGGACGGGGUAUGGAUGGAGCAGCUCGUGGCGCAUGCACUCCGACACGCCCACACGCAUCGCCUGAACGAAUGACCCACACACACAGACACAGAUAGCACCCAGGAGUGGACAUAUGCUCCGUGUGCAGUGUGGGCAAUUUACUCGCUCAUCCUCGACAGAUCGGAUGUUGAACGGCAGCGUCGGAAACCCUGCAGACCGACCGACCCACACAACAAACAAGGCAAACCCACAGAUGCUGCAGUGGGGCAUCUGCUCGCUCGUCUUUGGCGAGUCUUACUUCUGUUGACCUGCAAGUACAACACAAAAACACACGUGUUGUUUGUGCGACGUGUAGAGAACAGCGUCAAUCAUCUAUCUCUUUCACCUCUGCCAGGAAUGACCGCGCGAGCUGUGUCUUGAGGCCGUAGUUGGUCUCCACUGCCCUCUUAUAGAUGGUCGUCUUGUGCUCCGACUACACGCACAGCUCCGCGUCCAACACAAAAUGAUGCAUUUGCGCGUGUGUGUGUGUGGAGGUUGGUUGCUUGCUUACUUCCUUUGGUUUGCCCUCGCCGGUGGACAUGACGAUGUCGAUGCCGUACACUUCAUUCAUGCCAAACUCGAACUCAUCGACCUGUGUGCACACAUUCAGGGGCAGACAGACAUGCAGCCGCCCCACGCAUCGCAUGAAUCUGUCAAGAGAGGCGACUGACUUUUGUGGCUGUCUGGCAGAAGCUGACCUUUUCCUCGGGGAGUUCCUUUGCGAUGAUGACCUGGUUGCCGUCAAUCACGUGGCGCUUCAUCUGAUGCGAUAGGUUCCCUGCCACACAAACCAAUCACAUGAAGCCACACAGGCGACUCCCUCCCUGCCCCUCUCUCGCUGCUCGCUGCCUGCCUGCCUGCCUCCUGCGUGAGAGUGUGUGUGUCCCAAGGUACAUACACACAUACAAACCUUGCAUGGGAGAGCACUGGAACUCGCUGGCGGCCUUGUUGAUGACGGCGGUGACGUCGGUGUUCUUGUUGCCCACCUUGACCUUCCGCAGCGCCGCCUCGGCCGCCGUCCAGGCAGCCCGCAGCACAUCGGCCUUCCUGCCCGUCACGGCAGACCCCUCCCCAUUCGACUCGUCGCCCUCUGCAGGGCCGACCACCACUGUGUGGGCAGCCACACAGAUGUAGCCGUCGAUGUGACCCCCCAUGUCACUGCACGACGACACACACACAUGCAAACAGAGAAGAAGAGGACCAAAUGAGAUGGUUGCCUAAGUGGCUUUCCAGCAAGGGUACGUAUGCAGGAUGCGUACACUUUGGCGAGGUCUCCCUUCUGCAGUGUGUACGAGUCGCCCGGGAGUGGCGAAAAGUGUCCGGACACCUCGUUGACAGAGAUGCAGGUCGGGAAGGCCAGACCCUUCUCAACCUAACACACAAAGCGGCAACACAUGCGACGGGCCGGUUGAAUCGCAAGUCAUCGCAGACAGUGGAUCAGAGUGUGUGACCUUCUUCUUGCCGCCCUUCUUGGCAUUGUAGAGCCCCGCCGUCUUGUCCUCUAUGAAGGAGUCUCCCAACCGACAUAGCUCGAGCACAUCCGCACCCUCCACACACUUGGACACCACGCUCUCCAGCGCGGCAUUCACGAUGUCCCCUACCGUCCUGUACUUACUGCACACACCAACAGCACACACAACACACACACACACGCACACACGACGUAGAUCUGCCGUGAUGCACGUGCCAAUCUGGCCUGCCAUUUGUCCCAUCCCCUCCCGUGCAGUUGUGCCUUGCUUGUGGUGCACUUGACUUGACUCACGUGGUGACAUCAGGGUUGGCUAGCGAUGUGUCCUCAGGCGCCUCAUCAGCAGGGGUCGCAUCCUCAGCAUGAUCCAUUGUUAUCGCGGAACGCUUGCGGCGGCCGACACAGCAGGGAUUUCUGAACACCUCAAGAAAGAUGCGGAAAGGGGACUUAAUCAAUG